GUUUGAGAGUUCAUGGCGAUGAUGUUUCUGCGAGCGUGAUCCCAUUUCAAAAGAGGCAAGAUGUGACGAUCCUCAGCACGUCACCAUCGCUUGCAACUUCCCUUCCAACUUUUCCCAACCCCAAGCUAUCAACAUCUGAAUACCUUCACCAUUUCAGCUCAACAACUCCAUCUCACUGCCCUUAAGAUAUUGCUCCUUAGCAUCAAUUCACCUCUCAAUCAACAACCAAAACACCUAUAUAAUGUCUACCAGAUUCGCUAUUCGCCGUCUUGCCACCCCUCAUACUUUCCGCGCCUUCUCCACCACCCGCCCAGCAUUCAUCAAAGUCGGCGAGAAAAUCCCCAAUCUGGAUACUUUGGUUGAGAACUCACCCGCCAACAAGGUUAACUUGAGCGAGCUUACUACUGGGAAAGCUUUGAUCAUUGGUGUUCCAGCUGCUUUCAGUCCCUCAUGCUCCAAUUCUCACAUUCCAGGCUACAUCAAUCAUCCCAAGCUCAAGGAAGCAGGCGAUGUAUUUGUAGUUGCUGUCAAUGAUCCUUUUGUUACCAAAGCAUGGGGAUCAACUCUUGAUCCUACCGGUAAAUCGGGUAUCCGUUUCCUCGGCGACCCAACCGCCUCCUUCACCUCUGCGCUCGAUCUAACCUUCGAUGGCACCGCCAUCUUCGGCGGUCCUCGCAGCAAGCGUUACGCGCUCCAAAUCGAAGAUGGAAAAGUUAAAGCUCUUCAUGUCGAACCUGACAAUACUGGUUUAGAUGUCAGCGCCGCCGAAAAAGUCCUCGGCUAAACAUUCCAAGUCAAAUCGAAUCAUGAUGCCCCCCGUCACUCAAGUCUAGUCGAGACUUCUCACUUUGAUCAAUGGCAUAUUCGUUCAUCGCUUCUUGAAUCUUCGUAUGCUUCAUACCAACAUAUCAGAUAGCUUGCACAUGAACCGAUACCUCUGAAUAAAUGAAUAGUCAAAACA
Botrytis cinerea B05.10 is the source of this 961-nucleotide messenger RNA. RefSeq names its product Bcprx7 (gene Bcprx7). Lineage: Eukaryota; Fungi; Ascomycota; Leotiomycetes; Helotiales; Sclerotiniaceae. Gene Ontology annotation, biological process: cell redox homeostasis; hydrogen peroxide catabolic process; cellular response to oxidative stress. The record is from RefSeq and is a predicted model, not a curated record. The transcript is spliced from 5 exons. The coding region runs from base 242 to 784 and encodes 180 amino acids. Gene Ontology annotation, molecular function: thioredoxin peroxidase activity. Gene Ontology annotation, cellular component: cytoplasm; peroxisome; cytosol.